AUGAUGACAUCAGUUGAUGCCCCGUCCUGCACUAGGGGAAACUCCGCGGUCUGGACGGAGGCACAGUCAGCUGCAGAGGCCACCGAGAUGGACGCCAUCGAACUGCCGGAAGCAAAUCUUGCUGAGGCGAUUCCCGAGGCAGAGCGUCGCGACAUCGACCCUGACGAUGCCCGCGCACCCAGAAAGCGCCGGGCUGUGACGCACGACGAUUCCGACAACUCCUCCCUGACCUCUGACACCGCGAAGCCGAGGAAGAAGGCGUCUAGGGCCUCCCGCGCCUCUACCACAGAGGCUGUGAAGACGGUCGCGGGCUCCUCCCGGAGCACCGCCAAGCCGAGACCGACAACGAAGACGCAGCCACCCCCUCGUUCGCCUGCUGCCUCCCGGCAGCCUGAUGCGGACGGCUCUGUUGCCCCACCCAGCAUUGCUGCCGCCACCGAGGGCAGACCGUCUGCCUCCUCCACUCAGCGAACGGAGCGGGCCGCUGGCGAGCGGCAGCAGCCGACUGCGCCGUCCACGGCUUCGCCCGGGCGAGUGGCAACCGCGGCACCCACGUAUGAUGCGCGGGAUGCCGCCCCACGCAGGCGCCGCCGGCGCCCGGCCGGGCCACCCUGCCGCUGGGUAACGGACUGCCGUCGACUCCCUGCCGCGUCAGCAGCCGGCAAGUCGUGUUGCGCCGCCAGUGCAACCAGCUGCCGAUGUUCCACGGAGCGGUCGCAACGAGCUGCCCCCGUAGCGGAGGCUUCCCCAGCGGCCCCCGCCGCCCCCUAG
Molecule: messenger RNA, 771 nt
Organism: Schistocerca piceifrons (Central American locust)
Lineage: Eukaryota; Metazoa; Arthropoda; Insecta; Orthoptera; Acrididae
Product: mucin-7-like
Exons: 2
Coding region: 1-771 (256 amino acids)
Source: RefSeq, a predicted model, not a curated record